AUGUCUAAAAUUACGAAAAAGGAUGUUAACUCUAAAUUGGGCAAAAAGGAUGUGCUCCAAGCUGUUGUUCUUGCAGAUGACUUUACAACCAAUUUAACUCCUGUUCAGAAUGUCUAUCCAAGUAUAUUAAUGCCUGUGGUGAAUGUGCCACUGUUAGAUUACUUGAUAGAGACUCUGGUUCAGUCCAGGAUACAGGAGUUAUAUUUGUACUGCAGCAGUCAUAUAGAGAGUUUGAAGAAAUAUGUUCAAUCAAAGAACAGCGAUGAUAUUUCAAUAAACCUAAUAAUAUCUGAUGGAUGCCGAUCUCUUGGCGAUGCUCUUAGAGAUAUUGACACAAAAGGUGCAAUCCGUGGAGAUUUUAUAUUAAUACGUGGUGAUGCUUUCACCAAUGCAAAUCUCAAAAAUCUUCUGGAACUACAUCGCGUUAGAAUUGAAAAAGAUAAAGGUGCUGCAAUGACAUUAUUAUUAAGGGAUGUUGGCUCUACAAAUAUUCCAUCCCUUAUUGAAGAAAGCAGCUUAGUUGUUGCUGAUGGCUCUAAUAAUAAAGUACUUUUCUAUAAGAAGCUUGCCAAGGACGAGAAGAAAGUUAAACUAGAAUUGGAGUGGUUCCUUGAUCAUGACAAAAUUGAGAUUAAUACUGGUCUUUUAGACACACAUAUUUAUUUGUGCUCUCCAGCAGUUCCGCCAUUAUUCUCAGAUAAUUUUGAUUUCCAGACAAUGGAAGAUUUUAUUCGAGGAGUUCUCAUGAAUGAGGAAAUUCUUGAUUCGCGUAUUUACUGGCAACGUUUAGAUUCUGAAGAGUAUGCACUUCCAGUGACGUCUUGGCGAGCUUAUCACAUGCUCAGUCGAGAAAUCUUACAACGACACAGCUAUCCACUCACUCCUGACACCCUAUCCUUUGUAAGAAAUUUUACCUAUUUAUCUAGAAGUACAUAUAGACACAGAAAUGCCGUACUAGCUAGAGGUUGUGUUAUUCAACGCGAUUCAAUAGUGGGUCCGAAUAGUAUGCUUGGCAAAGACACUUUCAUUACGAGAUCUACAAUUGGUAAUAAUUGUAUAGUAGGUGCUAAUGUACAAAUAGAAAAUUCAUAUAUUCUGUCUAAUGUAUUCAUCACUGACAACUGCAUGAUUAAAAAUAGUAUAAUCUUUUCCAAUUGCCAGUUGGAUAAAAAAGUUAAUUUAGAUGCUUGUAUAUUAUCCCCAUCUGUUCACCUGAAGAGCAAUAGUUCAUAUGUGGAUUCAGUACUUGAGUAUGAAUCUGGAAAAUUGAAUGUAACCAAAAUAUCAGAAUUGAAUUUGGACACGGAUAAGGAGUUACUGUACUUCACAUGCAAAGAGAGUAAAGAUGGUAAAGAUUGCGAUGGAUACUCGACGGAUUCUGAGGAUUCAAGCAGUGAAGAUGAUUCAGCACCUGCUUCUCCUUUACCAGACGACACGAAUAUGUUCCUGUCUGAAGUUAUUGAUAGCCUUCUUCGUGGCUAUCAGGACGGACUAAAUUGUGAGAAUUUAAUUCUGGAAAUAAAUUCAUCGCGAUAUGCAUACAACGUUAGCAUCCGAGAAGUGUCCUACAAUGUCAUCAAGGCUAUACUGAGUCUACCCUUACAUUACCUGUCGGAUCAAAAGAGUCCAAUAAACCAAGCAAAUUAUCAGAGUACCUUAAAGAAGAUGAUUUCCUAUUUCUUUACAAUUAUUCAGAAUUAUAUCAAGACUGAGGAUGCUCAGGAUGACUGUCUAAAAGCCAUGGAGGAAGCAGCUACCACAAUUCAGGAGUUACUCUCCUUUAUGCAACGACUCUUACAUCUCUUUUAUGAGCGGGAUAUCCUUUCCGAGGAAAAGAUCUUGGAGUGGUACGAACUCAACGGUGACAAUGAGAAUGAAGUGCAAAGUUUGGAAAUAAAAAAAGCCGUGGGACCAUUCAUCAAAUGGUUGAAGGAAGCGGAGGAAGAUUCUUCAGAUAAUGAGGAGGAUUAACUUAAUAGUGAGAAUGUGAAAUAUUUUGAAGUUUAAUAACUAUGAAAUUUUGUUAUCAUAGUACACGCUACUACUUAUGUAUGAUACACCGAUUUGUGAAUAAUAAUACAAGAUAUUCUCUUUAAUUUUACAUA
Molecule: messenger RNA, 2105 nt
Organism: Cephus cinctus (wheat stem sawfly)
Lineage: Eukaryota; Metazoa; Arthropoda; Insecta; Hymenoptera; Cephidae
Gene: eIF2Bepsilon
Product: translation initiation factor eIF-2B subunit epsilon
Exons: 2
Coding region: 1-1971 (656 amino acids)
Biological process (GO): biosynthetic process
Cellular component (GO): eukaryotic translation initiation factor 2B complex
Molecular function (GO): translation initiation factor binding; guanyl-nucleotide exchange factor activity; translation initiation factor activity
Source: RefSeq, a predicted model, not a curated record